CUCAUCAUAUGAAAAUCCUGGUGCACGUAGUGAAAAUGAUUUUUCGUUUACAUAAAAUUGUUAACCUAGAAUAAUUCGUGGGGACAAAUUUGGCGAAUCGUGUUUAGUUGGAAAUCCUGCGUUCAACGUAUACUUGAUGUGAAAAAGUUUAAAGAUGAUGCAUAAUCGUGCUCCUCGAGGUCCACAGGUGGGUGGUGGUUCUGGUCUGCUUGGUGAAGGUCCCGGCAUGAAGAGGAUGAUGCCAGGUAUAGGAGGGGGUGGUUUGCUUGGUAAGGCUCCAACUGAAAACAGAAUGCACCAGCCGCGUUCACUGCUGGAGAGAGCAGACCUGGCUGGUGGCAUGAGAAAACAGCCGAACAUGCGAGGGGGUCUACUAGAUCAACCUAAUUUAAGAGAUAGGCAAGGAUAUAACCAAGGGGGGAGAUUAGAACAGCAAGCUGAUAUUGGCUAUUACAAUGAAGCUGGCGGGGAUUACAUGGAAAAUCUGGGAGCGUACAGUCAAGAGUAUGAAGAUCCUAAUGCUGGUGCCUAUGACCAAGGUGGUGAUGUUCGGUAUGAAAGUCAGGAUGACGGGUAUGGCUACAGUUACAACAAUGAGCCAGCUAGGGACUUGUAUCAAGCUCAGGCUAAUACACAGAGAGGCCUGCUUCAAGAUCCUUCAGGUAGAGGCCAGGAACUGGAUUAUGGGUUUGAGGAGCGAGGUUUUAGACACGAGGAGCAAGGAAUGAGGCAUCAAGAGCCGACACAGAGGCAGAGACAGACCGGCGGUUAUGAAGUCAGAGGUCUGUUGGAGGUUCCAGCUGAGCCAAGGGGUCUUUUAAGGAAUGCUGAUGAGCAAAGAGGCAUGAUGAAUCAACCUAGAGAUCAGCAGGGUCGGCCCUCCAGUAGGCAUCAACAUGGACUUUUAGACCAGCAAAGGGAGCACGGUUUCAUCGACUCUGUACAUGACCGUCGUGGUCUAAUGGAAAUACCAGGUCUUGACUUGCACACUGAGCAACAAGGUCUACUUGACUAUCCUAGAGAUCAACAAAGAGGUUUAAUGGACCCUCCAAGUAUAAUUGAUAUACCUGAACCACCAAGGCCGCCAAGGUCUUUAAUGGACAGCCGAAAGGAGCCAAGAAGCUUAAUGGAUACUCCAAUGGAGCCAAGAGGACUAAUGGAUAUAGGCAGAGACCAGAAAAAUUUCAUGGAGAAGCCAAUGGUACAACAGAGAGGAAAUAGGGGACAACAACAGAGAGGUCUUCUAGACACCCCGAGAGAGAAGAGAGCCCAAUUGUCUCCAAAUCCACAAAAUACUAUGAACAGACCAAGGACAAAGCAGAGCGAGUUGAUGGAGAAGGCAGACCUUCAAAUGAAGCUUCUACAACAAGAAAAGAUGAGAGAGAUGGAGCAAAUGGAACAGCUGAAUCUGCUGAAACAACAACAACAAGCACUGUUGUUGCAACAACAACAACAACACAUGCAGCAGAUACAGCAGCAAGAGUUUGAGCAACAGCUACAGAUAAAACAACAGAUGCAGCAAGCAGAAAUCAUAAUGAAUGCAACAAAGGGACAGCAAAGAAACUCUGGGGCCAUACCAUCUUUAUUUGAUGUACCAACUAGAGGGAAAACAACUCUUGGAAAGCGUCCCAGUGCACCAAUUAGAAAUUCUGAUAACAAAAGAGCAAGGCCUGGAGAUCGUCAAAACAGAAGGCCGUUAGUGCAAGGAAGAAAGGAUUCCUCCUCACGAGACCGCCUAGGUGGUCGACGAAAUGAUAGAAACGAUAGAAACAAUAGAAACAGACGGGGAAGUCUACAAAAACGGAAAUCUUCCCCUGACCGUAAGAGUCGAGACAGAAGAGUAUCAGGUUCACGUGAUGGAAGUAGCAAGAAAUCUACCCCAAGUCGUGACAAGAAUGAUCGGAAUGACCGAGGGAAAGACCGCAAGAACGAGAAAGGAAAGGACAAGGUUGAGAAAGAGGAUACCAACAAAGAGAAGCCAAAGACUGAAAUCACUGUUACCAUGGGAGAAAAGUACGACCCUGCCGAACCUACAGAGGAUAUAACAGAGGAAGAGGAAGUAGCAAAGGCUGACAGUGUAGCUGUAGAGAAGAUGGAGACUGAUGAGAAAGAUGACAGUAAAGAUGUGGAAAUAAAGGAGGAAAAUAAAGAGGAGGACCAGAAACCAAAGGAAAUAAGCCUAACUGUGACAGUAAACAAGAAGGGCCGUUCUGUAAAUGAUGCUGAUCAGGAUGAGUCAAAGAAGAUACCUCGGGAGAAGAUGUAUAAAUGUAAUAUCUGUUCAGUGUCCUGUUAUGAUGAAGCGAGUUUUAGCCGACAUAUGGGCGGUAAGAAGCACGGUGAUAAGAUGAAGAUUGUCAUGUCAUCUACAAGUCAUCAGACCGAGCUGAUCAAAUCACGUCUACAAGCCGAGGAACAUUUACGACAAAUAGAGAGCAAGAAACGAACACCUGUAAAACAAGGGCCAGUUGGAGCUCCAGGACCUAAAGGAAAGGCAUUGGAAACUCUUUGCAAGGUGUGUGAGAAGAAUUUUACAGGGGCCUACAAGGAUCACAAAGAAUCACCUGAUCAUAAGGCCAAGGAGGACCGCAGCAAAGCAGGCUGUAAGAUCUGUAAUGUGUCGACUUUCAGUACAUAUGAUGGUUUUAAGAAACAUCUUCAGAGUGUAUGGCACCUCAAGAAAAUGAAGCAAGAGUCUUGGCCUGAAUGUAAACUAUGUGCUCAGAAGUUUAAAUCUCCAAGGAAGUUUGUUCAACAUUGUAAAACUGACCAUCACAUUCAGAAUAGGAAGAAAUUAAACAGUGAGGAUGAUGAUGAAGAAAUGAGUGAACUUGUUACCUUGGAUACCGUAGGUUUUGAUGAUGAUUCUGUUAAUGCAGAGAAGAAAGAAAAAGAAAUGGAGACUGAUACAACAUUUGCUAAACCACUGGCUGUGAGUACUCCUAUACCAAAACCUACCGAGAAACCGGUGAAGGCGAAACCGGAAGUACCAACGCUCUCUAAGAUAGAGGAAGAUAUAGAAAUACCAGAUACAUACGACCCUAAUCUGGCUCUAGGUCAGAGAUAUGUGGUUCCAGUGUCCGGUUUCUUCUGCAAACUUUGUCAUAAGUUUUACAAUAAUGAGGCAGCAGCCAAAGUUGCUCACUGCCAGUCUGAAACCCACUUUGAGAGACUUAAGAAAGCUGUAGCUGCAAAACGUUUGAAAGCAAAGAAAGAGGAUGUGUCCCAGCCUCAAUCUGGUGAUAAAGAAAGUGGAACCAGUCAGUCUAAUGAAAUGAAGAAUGGGGAUCAAACUGGGGAUGAGACGGCAAAUAUGGAGGAUCAGUCGGUAGAUGAAACUGCUGAUGUAAAUGAAAACUCGGUAAAUGAGGGAUCUCAAGACACGUCCGAUAAUUCCCAGGAUGAAGGGGAGAGCACUCUUGAAGACUCAGAAUCAAAGGAUAAAGGAUCAGAUACAGCUUCUCCUGUCGUUGCGGUUAAACGGCCAACAGCUAGACGAGGUGGUUACGCUGCACGUGCAAGGCGUGGAAGAAAAUGAUACCAGUACCCCAUUCAUGAUCAUUCCUAAAUAACAGUAUUGCAGGCUUCCAGAAAAAUCUUUUUUUUAUCUAACAUGAAGUUUGUAAUUAAAAAAAAAAGUUUGUAAUUACAGGACUUACAGGAUUUUUUUUAUUCUAAUGAUUAAACUUUCACUCUUGUUUUAAUCAGGUGAAGUACAUGUAUAUACUGGUUAAAGUGACAUUAUGCUCAUUUUUUUCACAACCUGACAAUCUGAGAUAAAAGAUCAAUCUGAGAUAUUUAUGCCUAAAUAUGCUAUGAAUUUUAUUUCUCAAAUGCAUCUUAUUUCUGUUAUCUUGUUUGUUACAGUUUCCAAAAACCAACUUAUAAGCCAUAUUCAUUAAAUAUCUAUUCCUACUUUUACUCUGGCAAUUGUUAUAAUUAUAGUGAAUUAGUAUUUUGUAUGGAAGUCUAAAUACUACUUUGUUUACAUUUUGGUACCUUAAUUAAUUAAGACAGAUUACUGCAUGUUCAGCGCAACUUUCUUCAGGUGUUUAUCAUCUGAUAUAUUCUAAAUCCAUUAUUAAAACAUUAUUAAAUACAGGUUUGACUUCUCUAAAGAAUUAAAAAAUACAAAUUUCGUAGAAAUGAUAUGUAUAAGUUAUAUAUUUUUAAAGGUUGACAAUUAUAAUGAUAAUUAAACAAUUAUUGAUAAGAACAAAGGUAAAAGGAUAGAGGAUAAAAACUGUCUAAAAUAUUUUAAAAAAUAUGCCCCAUUCUUCAAAUUGAACAUUAUCAGUACCGGUAAUUUUCAAAGGAUAUUUAUAGAUAUUUAGUGGGUCACAGGGUUAUAUUGACUAUCCAGGUGGGGUUUAUAGUAAAAUUAAAAGCAAUUGUGACAAAAUUUAAAGUUGUUUUGAAUUUUUCCUGAACACUCGCCAUUUACUCUUGGAUUGGUAUAAUGUCACUUAAACAUGUCUGAGUUUUGUCUGUACAAAGAACAGAAUCAAGGGUAAAGAUCAAAAUACUGUAUAUUAGGAUUUCCUUACACAAUGUAGUUAACAUUUUGAUUUUUGAUAUAAAAAUGUAAAUAGGCUUUUAGAAGCACAGAUGAUGACAUUUUAAAGGAGAUUUGUUUUAUGUCUUGCAUUGCAAAUAGGAAUAUUGUUGAAGAUUAAAAAGAUAAAACUAUUUACUAUGAAACUUGAAAAAAUGCGGCAAAAGUUGUUUUUAAUUGUCCACAUUUACUUGCUAUUGGCAUGUCCCAUAGUUAUAUUGAUUUUGUAUAUAAAUAACACUUUGUUUGUUCAACAUAUUGAUUUCAGUGUUAUAUUAAAUCUUGCCAAA
Messenger RNA from Ruditapes philippinarum (Manila clam), 4845 nucleotides. RefSeq names its product trichohyalin-like. The record is from RefSeq and is a predicted model, not a curated record. Gene Ontology annotation, cellular component: nucleus. The coding region runs from base 155 to 3538 and encodes 1127 amino acids. NCBI's taxonomy places the organism in Eukaryota, Metazoa, Mollusca, Bivalvia, Venerida, Veneridae. The transcript is spliced from 17 exons. Gene Ontology annotation, molecular function: nucleic acid binding; zinc ion binding.